This is a messenger RNA of Spinacia oleracea (spinach), 2196 nucleotides long. RefSeq lists its product as uncharacterized. The record is from RefSeq and is a predicted model, not a curated record. The coding region runs from base 1 to 2196 and encodes 731 amino acids. Lineage: Eukaryota; Viridiplantae; Streptophyta; Magnoliopsida; Caryophyllales; Amaranthaceae. The transcript has 5 exons.
AUGGCUGCUGUGUGGAAUACUGUGGCACAACCACAGGUCUUCUACCAUGAUGAGGGGUAUUUCAUCCUUAAGUUUCCUAAUGUUGAGGAUAAAAACACUAUAGUUUCUGGUGGACCCUAUACCUUCUAUGGUAAACCUAUCAUCAUUAAGCCUUGGGUAGCAAAUUUCAAUUUCUAUGAAGAAGUUCUUAAGGUUAUUCCACUGUGGGUGAAAUUUCCUAAUCUUCCCCUCAACUGUUGGGGUAGUGACUCUCUUAGCAGGAUUAGCAGCUUGUUGGGAGUUCCUUUAUUUGCAGAUGGAUGCACAACAAGACAAGAAAGGGUCUCAUUUUCUAGGGUCCUGAUUGAAAUGGAUGUCACGAAUCCACUGCCUGAUCAUGUUUGGAUAGAGGAUGCUAAUGGGAAAGCUUUUAAACAACCAGUGUCAUAUGAUUGGAAGCCACAAUUCUGUAAGACUUGCAAUGUAGUGGGGCAUGACUGUGAUAAAAUACAGAAGGCUCAGCCUGCUAAGCCAGCUAUAAAGAAAGUUUGGGUGCCAAAGAAGGUGCAACAAGUCGAGCAACCACAAGCUGUAAAUACCAGUGCACAAACACCACCUCACACUCAAGUAGUUCCACAAGCCAGUGAAAAUGUUGACUGGCAGAUUGUAACCAGAAGGACCAAGGGUCCUUCUAGAACGAGAAACAUGAGUCCUAAUAAUCCAUUCACAGUUCUUUCAGGUGACUUGGGGUUCAAGGAAAUAACUGAUGGGGAUAUGGCAGGAGCUGGGGGUGACCACACUGUUCUUCAAGAAUCUAAUCAUGAAGAAGCUUUGAUUGAAACUAGAGUUAAACAAGCAAAGUUCAAGCAACUUUCUAGCAAGUUUGGUAGAUAUUGGAACUGGGGAGAGAAUUAUAAAGAUAACCCUAGAGGCAGGAUUUGGCUAGGUUGGCAACACCUUGAGGUGGAUUUGUCUAUUCUAACCUGUCAUGAGCAGUUUAUCCAUUAUGUGAUUAGAGAUAGGUCUGGGAGUGUUUACUUGUAUUUCACUGCAGUUUAUGGGCUACAUACCAUUGAGGCCAGAAGAAGUUUGUGGACAUCUUUGUUGCAGAUUCAAGCCAGUGUGGGGUCAUACCCAUGGCUCUUGUCAGGUGACUUUAACACCAUCUUGGCUGAUGGUGAUAGAAUAAAUGGAGGUCCUGUGACUUUAACAAUAUUGCUAUUUCAGCUGGACUUUGUGCUUUGCAGAGUGUUGGUGGCUAUUUUUCAUGGCAUAAAGGGGCUGUAUCUAAACUUUUCUAUCUCUGAUCAUGUGCCUCUAAUGGUAACUUCUUUGCCUGAUGUACCUGAUGGGGGUAAACCAUUUAGAUUCUUGAAUUUCCUUGUUGAUCAUACACAGUUUGAGCCUUUGGUGAAAGCAGUUUGGGAUUCUCCUGGUACAGGAUCAUGCAUUUUCCAACUUUGGUGUAAGCUGAAACGAGUGAAGUGUAAAUUGAAGAGUCUUCAUAGGGAGGACUUCGCUGGUAUUUCUGAGAAGAUUGACAAAGCUAGAUCGUUGCUGGCAUUUGUACAACAAGACUUGGUUACUUCUCCUACUCCUGAGUUGCAUCUGCAAGAAGCUGAUUGUAUAGCUGAGUUGAGGAAAUGGCUCAAGGUAGAUGAGAUUGCUUUAAGGCAAAAGUCCAGAAUUCAGUGGUUGCAGAAGGAAGUCAUCUCUUUCUAUAAUGCCCUAUUUGGUUCUUCUGCUCAUUCUCUUCCUUCUGUCCACUUGCCUACUUUGAGGAAGGGGUCAACCCUUAGUGUCUCUGCUAAGAAUUGGCUGAUUAGGCAGGUUACUAAUGAUGAAAUUGAUCAAGCCCUGAAAUCUAUUGGAGAUGAUAAAGCUCCUGGUCUGGAUGGACUUAAUGCUAUAUUCUUUAAGAAAUCCUGGCAUACUAUCAAGGAGGAUGUUUACAAAGCAGUUAAAGAGUUGUUCCUGACUAACAAAAUGUUACCUCAGUUCAAUACUACAUCCAUCACUCUUGUUCCAAAAGUUCCUAAUCCUACCUUGGUUAAAGACUUCAAACCCAUUAUUGUUUUAAUGUGGUCUAUAAACUGGCAGAUUGCAGAUAAUAUUUUGCUUGCUACUGGGUUGAUCAAAGGCUACACCAGGACUCAUGUUUCCCCUAGAUGUCUGCUGAAAGUUGAUUUAAGAAAGGCAUAUGACUCCAUUGAAUGA